This is a messenger RNA of Alosa sapidissima (American shad), 1996 nucleotides long. RefSeq lists its product as uncharacterized. Bases 32 to 1996 code for a protein of 654 amino acids. The record is from RefSeq and is a predicted model, not a curated record. Gene Ontology annotation, molecular function: zinc ion binding. NCBI's taxonomy places the organism in Eukaryota, Metazoa, Chordata, Actinopteri, Clupeiformes, Clupeidae. The transcript has 2 exons.
AUAGCGUGAUAACAGAAUACAAUCCUACAAAAUGCAGCGGGCUAAAGAAAACAUUGUCGGACCAUACCGCCUUAAACUAAAUCAUAAUGCAAAGACGAGGUAUGACGAAAAAAUAAAGGGAAUCAAAGGACUGGAUCCUUAUGAGCAUAGCGACUGGUCAGGGAACGUCAACCUGCUGCCCAACUUCCAGCACCCAUAUAUAUACAACUACAUGAUAUUAAGUGUUAGUGCGUACACGCACGAAGUUUUCAGUAACUUCAAGUCGCUGCAGCAGGCCCAGGUCUUUUUUACAGAUGGGUGGGUCCAGGACCUGGAGAUGGUAAAAGUGGGGCAGAAAACUGUCGUCCGUUCAAAGGUGAAUCACUCCAUGCGACUCAGCCAGAAGCCCCUACAGCCAUGGGUCAUACUUACAGCAUGUGGGGAAGUGGAGAGCGCUCACUGCACUUGUAUGGCUGGUGUGGCAGAGAAGUGCGCACAUGUGGCAGCCCUCCUGUACAAGAUCGAUACAACUGUGCGUCUGCGGGGAAAUGUGACUCCAACAGAUGUUGAAGCGUACUGGGUGAUGCCCUCCAAUAUAACCAAAGUGCAGGGAGUGCCUGGCCAUACUAUUGACUUUACAACAAGCUCUGCCCGAAAAAAGGCACUUGAUCGGUCAGUGUGUGGAGACACCAGCACAGCACCCAAGAUCCGGACCCGCUCAGGUGGCACAUGUUUACCACAGAAGACACUUGCUGAUUUAAAACCCCUCACAGAACUCAUGCAUGCACACAGGUCCGGACUGUGCUCUGUAAUGGAGGAAUUCUGCCACCUCUAUGUUGACCCCAUUCAGCCAUGUGUCCUGCCCAAGUCACUGCUGCGUCUUCGCGACCCACAAAUGGAUGGCUGUGACUUGUCGGUCCUGCUUCAACACUGUGAGGGCCUGACACACCUUGUGGCAGUGACAGCCACAGAGGCAGCUGCACUGGAAAAGAACACAAGACAGCAGCACAAGUCUGACAUAUGGCACAGCACACGGGCUGGAGGGAUAACCGCCUCCAUCAUACACGCUGUUGUCUCCACCUCCAUAACCAGACCAGCAAAGUCAACUGUGCAAAAGGUGUGCUAUCCACAGAAACCUUCACUGAGACAGACUGACAAUGGCCCAGAGGCCAUUAAAUGGGGGAGAGAAAAAGAGGCUACGGCAAGGGUCUCCUACAUCACACAGACGGAGCUGCGGCACAGGGACAUGAAAGUGGAAGACUGUGGAUUUAUAAUCAACCCUUCUUUCCCUGAAAUAGGCGCAACUCCUGACGCACUUGUGCAUUGUGCAUGUUGCGGGAAAGGAUGUGUGGAGAUUAAAUGCCCUUUUAAGCACAAGGACCAUAACAUUCUACAGGCAUGUACUGACAAGGAGUUUUGUCUGCAGUUCACAGAAGGAAGGAUGGAGUUGAAGCAGACCCACAAGUACUACAAACAGGUACAAACUCAGAUCUUUGUCACCGAGUCACAGUUCUGUGACUUUGUUGUUUGGACGACCAAAAGCCUUGCAACUGUGCGUGUCAUGCCUGACGUAGAACUAUGGGAAACACUUUUGCCAACAGCACAGACUUUUUUUUACAAGGUUGUCCUACCUGAGCUUGUAGCCCGUCACUACACUCAACCCCCACCCCCUGUGCCUUCAGCUGAGCUACCUGUGCCUCCAGCCGAUUCCCAGCCCACAGACAAACCCAAAAAACGAGCACAGAAGAGCACAGUCAGAAAAACAUUGGCCACAUUACAGCCAGGUAAAACACCCAAGCACAAGGUUGUCCCACCAGCCCCUACCAGCACCCCCCCUUCAGCUGACCUACCUGUGCCUUCAGCUGACCUACCUGUGCCAUUAGUUGAUUCACAGCCCACAGACAAAAACAAAAAACGAGCACGAAAAAAGACAAUCAAAACACCAUUGGCCACACUGCAGCCAGGUAACACCCCCCAGCCCAAAAGAAGGGCAUGUGAAAAGACUGUGUUGUGGUAA